Messenger RNA from Sphenostylis stenocarpa, 286 nucleotides. NCBI's taxonomy places the organism in Eukaryota, Viridiplantae, Streptophyta, Magnoliopsida, Fabales, Fabaceae. The record is from the annotation of a GenBank genome assembly.
AACGGGUUGAGGGCGUAGGUGUAGUUGAUGUAAAAGAAGUUAUUAAUCGGGGUUUAUCAGGACCAAUGCUUCGAGCUUCUGGAAUACAAUGGGAUCUACGUCAAGAAGAAUUUGAUUGGGAAGUUCAAUGGCAAAAAGAAGGAGAUUCAUUAGCUCGUUAUUUAGUUCGAAUUGGUGAAAUGGUGGAAUCCAUAAAAAUUAUUCAACAGGCUUUGGAAGGACUUCCUGGCGGGCCAUAUGAAAAUUUAGAAAUCCGCUACUUUGAUAGAGAAAAAGAGCCAGAAUG